UCCACACCCAAGUAGGAAAACAUAAAAACUGCUAUGGRUCACUGUGUGACAGUUUAAACCUUUCUAAAUGUAAAAAGUUAAUUUUAACAGCACAGGAGGGGAAAGUGUGGUUCACUGUUUUAAUGAAGCGUGCUGAUAUCAUUUUAAAACAAACACAAGUUGAUCUAUAAGCAGACACUGUCUUCCUGCUUGUUUCCCAGGGAUGGCGUGCUUAGUUCACUGAAACUAUUACAAGUGAGAGGUGUGGCUUUGUGUUAUGACAGCACAGGUUAGUGAAGCAGGCAACAGGUGUGCACAGUUUACACAGAACAGAGAGUGCUCACUGUGAUACCACACUGAAAGCAGAAGGAUUUCCUCUGGGAGGAAACUGCAAAAACGACAAUCAAAAGGURAAACGAUGGCCAACUUUGGAGGACAUGCCAUCCCUGGCACCUUUUUCAUGCUAUAUGGCUUUUGGCUGACUGUGAAACACAUUCUCCAAUACAACUGGAGAACAAGGCAGCCUAAAGGAAGACAUAUAAUGCCGCCAUUCUUUAAGAAAAUGGAGUACGUUGAAGGAGGAUUUCAAAUCUUCGCAUCCUUUGUGGGUAUUAUGGUCGAGCAGUUUGUAGUGGAUGGCCCACAUGCCCGUCUCUACAACAGGGAGGCCAGUUCAUGGGUCAAGCUGAUGAACUGGCAGCACAGCACAAUGUAUCUGUUCUUUGGGAUUUCGGGAGUAGCAUUGAUUGCUUCUACUCUAAUCAAAAAAGUGCCAACUGGUGUGGACCGACUUACUAUCUCCAUGGCUCUUUUUGUUGAAGGGUUUCUGUUUUAUCACCACGUGCAUGGCCGGGAUCCUCUGGACGCUCACAUCCACAGCCUGCUGCUCGUGGCUGUGUUUGGUGGCUCGGCCAGCACCAUGCUGGAGGUAUUUAUCAGAAACAACAUUAUUCUGGAGCUGACCAGGGCCGGCCUGUUCAUCCUGCAGGGCACGUGGUUUUACCAGCACCGUGAUGCGAUUCUCCSAAAAAAGACGAGAGAUUGAGAUCGGAAUGAGAGAUACAUCCUCCAUGUCGGGCUCGCAGAAAGCUUUACUGGAGCAGUCUGAUGAAGAGUGAAGAUGAUCACAGUUCUGUUAUUUUACUGAAAUUUUGUUAAUAGACAAAAAGAUUCAUGUUUAUUACUGCACUAAAUGUUUUGCUAAUGUGCUUUAGAUUUACAGAAUAAAGGUUUGUGUAAAAAUUAAGAAAAACA
Austrofundulus limnaeus is the source of this 1233-nucleotide messenger RNA. It is a transcript of the gene tmem45b, whose product is annotated as transmembrane protein 45B. Lineage: Eukaryota; Metazoa; Chordata; Actinopteri; Cyprinodontiformes; Rivulidae. The record is from RefSeq and is a predicted model, not a curated record.